AUGGAAAAGAAAGAUGAAGUUAUUUACAGCAUGACACCUCGCCAUGGACAUGCGCAAGAUGUAUUUGAUGAAAACGGCAUUCGACAAGUAGCAGGUUGCUUACCUAUAGACCCCAUCAAUAAAAGAUUCUUGCUCGUCUCGUCGUCGAGUGAUCCUACAGUGUGGGUUAUUCCUAAAGGCGGUUGGGAAAAGGAUGAAACACAAAAACAAGCUGCGAUGAGAGAAACAUGGGAAGAAGCAGGUGUGAAAGGCAUCAUUACUAGACACAUUGGUGUCUUUGCAGAGAAGACCAGAGGAGGCGUAAAAGCGCAUCAUUGGAUUUAUGAGAUGGAAAUCAAGGAAGUUUGUAAAAAGUUUCCUGAGCAAAAAAAGCGUGAACGACGUUGGGUAAGAAAGAACCAUAGUAUUUUGUUUCAUUUUCGAUAUCUUCCUAGGAGCAUUUGUUUGUGCUAA
Molecule: messenger RNA, 453 nt
Organism: Mycotypha africana
Lineage: Eukaryota; Fungi; Mucoromycota; Mucoromycetes; Mucorales; Mycotyphaceae
Product: NUDIX hydrolase domain-like protein
Exons: 2
Coding region: 1-453 (150 amino acids)
Cellular component (GO): nucleus; cytoplasm
Molecular function (GO): pyrophosphatase activity
Source: RefSeq, a predicted model, not a curated record